Messenger RNA from Sinocyclocheilus grahami, 1061 nucleotides. It is a transcript of the gene ambp, whose product is annotated as alpha-1-microglobulin/bikunin precursor. Gene Ontology annotation, molecular function: serine-type endopeptidase inhibitor activity. NCBI's taxonomy places the organism in Eukaryota, Metazoa, Chordata, Actinopteri, Cypriniformes, Cyprinidae. The transcript is spliced from 7 exons. The coding region runs from base 59 to 940 and encodes 293 amino acids. The record is from RefSeq and is a predicted model, not a curated record.
UGGAUGAUAGAGACAGUCGUGGUUCUUCAGAACUUCAUUUGGAUCACAGACAGUCAGAAUGAAGUGUGUUGUUGUAGUGUUUCUGCUGCCGCUCCUGGGCCUGUUGCAUGCUGGGCCACUGCCCGAUGAGCCCGUCCUCCAGCCCCAAGAGAACUUUGAUGUGAACCGGUUCAUGGGCAAAUGGUAUGAUAUUGCGAUUGCGUCCACAUGCCCGUGGCUCAAGCGUCAUAAGGGAGACGCAGCCAUUGGCUCUUUGGAGCUGCAAUCCAGUGGCUCAACACAGACCAUCAGCAUGACCCACAUCAGCCGCAGACAUGACAGCUGUAAGUCCAUCAGUGGAGAAUAUCAGCUGACCAAAACACCUGGAAGAUUCCAUUACCACAAUGCCAAGUGGAAUGCUGAUGUGGACUCCUACGUGGUUCACACAAACUACGAUGAGUACGCUCUGGUGGUGAUGUAUAAACAAAAACCAGGCGGGGAAAAAACCACAUCUGUCAAACUCUACGGUAAAACAUCUGUUUUCUUCUUAUAUUAUAAUAAAAUGACCUGUGUGUGCGUGUGUGUAGAAGCGUGUAAGUCCCAGCCAGAUUCAGGUCCAUGUUUCGGGAUGUUGCAGCGCUACCAUUACAACUCAUCCAUCAUGGCCUGUCAGAUGUUCACCUAUGGAGGCUGCAUGGGGAACCAGAACAACUUUGUGACUGAAAAGGAGUGUCUGCAGAGCUGCCGCACUGAGGCCGCCUGCAGGCUGCCCAUGGAUGCUGGUCCUUGUAAAGUGUUCACAGACCUGUGGGCCUUCGACUCUGCCGCUGGAAAGUGUGUGUCUUUCAAAUAUGGAGGCUGCAAGGGUAAUGGCAAUAAAUUCUACAGCCAGAAGGAGUGUGAGGAGUACUGCGGCGUUAUGAUGAGAAAUGGAGAUGACGAGUUUCUCACAGUGAACUGAGUAUGGUGUGAAUGAAAAUGGAGCUGUGACUUUGUUUCAAACAGAAAAGUGCAACAUGGAUCAGUUUCCAACAGGCAUUAACUUCAACAUUAACACAAUAAAUAAAGACCUGUCCAAUGUA